Molecule: messenger RNA, 876 nt
Organism: Fusarium sp. VM40
Lineage: Eukaryota; Fungi; Ascomycota; Sordariomycetes; Hypocreales; Nectriaceae
Source: the annotation of a GenBank genome assembly
AUGAAGGUCACCUUUCUUGCAACCACUGCCGUUCUGAUCGGCCCAGCCUUUUCAUAUCUGCACAGGCGCGAUGAAUGCGCAACUCGCUGUACUGACGCAUACAAUGCAUGCACAGUCAAGCCCGAUGCGAGCCAGGCCUUUUGUGCGACCGAGUACUCGAACUGUGUGGGAUUUAAUGUCUUCUUGGGCAAGAACUCUGUCCCAGCUCUUACUGCAUGCUCCGCAGGUGCUACAGGUCUCUCGUCAAUAGGAGCAUCAGUGGCUAGUACUGGACUCAGCACAACCUCUACUGCCGCGGUUCCAACAAGUACCGUAGCUAGAGAGGUAUCUACAACUACAGCUGCUUUAACUGCCGACACUGUUGAAACUACCGCGAUAGCUGCAAGUUCAUCUUUAACGGACGCAGCGGCCUCAAUCCCCGAAACAUAUGAUUGCGUUACAGAAUGCAACGAUAACUACAACAUCUGCCGUACGGCACCGAGUGCCAACAUGGCAAGCUGCGCUGCUCAGUACGCUCAGUGUCUUGGGUACAACCCUUUCGGCGGAAAUGGCUCGCUGGCUACACCAACUGCUUGCUCAGACGCCGACCUCAGCACAACUCAACUCACCCAACCAGUCACAACCUCCGCACCAGCAACAAUGGUCUCAAGCACUGUAUCUGUGUCCAGCCAACAAGUCAUAUCGAUUUUACCAGUCACAAGUCUUGAGCAGCCGAUAGCCACUUGUGCGGACCUGUGUAUGGGAGGUACUACUACUACUACCGAGGGUGAAGCACCACCAGUGGCCACAGGGACACCCGUCGUGAUUGUCGAUGGUGCAGGAAACGUUCGACCUUUUAUGGCUUUUGCUGCAUUAGUUGCCCUUGCUGCAGUCUAA